AUGGAGUUCUUAGAUCUGAGAGGGGAUCUUCUGACAACUGCUUCCUGGGACAAGACACUUAAGUUAUGGGAUGUCAGUAUUGGCCAGUGUCUUCAAACUUUUAUUGGUCAUUUAGAAGUUGUAUACUGUAGUCAGUUUGAUGACAAGAAAGUUGUGACAGGGAGUGGAGAUGGGGAUUUGAGAAUAUGGGACAUCUCAUCAGGAGACUGUAUGCAUGUGCUAUCUGGCCAUGAGGCAGAUGUGUAUUGUUUACAGUUUAAUGAGGAUGUGAUUGUGUCUGGAUCAGCUGAUAGUACAUUACGUCUCUGGAAUCACGAAGGAGCAUGCUUAAAUAUCCUCAAGGAACAUGUGGGAGUGGUGAGAUGUCUUGCAAUCAGAGGUUCUCACAUAAUAUCAGGAGGUGAUCGCAAGAAGAUAGUUGUGUGGGAUACUAAAACUGGUGAACUAUUGAAUGUGGUGCAUCGCAAUCCAACGUUACUUCAUCUCAUGUGGGUUAGCGAUACAAAGUUGAUCACGGCAUCCCCCGAAUCACCAGGAACCAUCACAACAAUCAGCUACUGGUGACCAUUUGGAAUCAUUGGAAAGAGCAGAAAAUUGGGUAAGUUGUCAUGAGGAACAAUUACGACAAUGUGCAAGUGGUCACCAUUCAAAGAGGAACCAUCGGAACAAAGGCAACUGGAGAGUCUUGAGGAACCAAGAGAACAUUGAGCAAAUUGGGAGCAUUCAAAAUUACAAAGAGCUAGCUAAAUGUUCAGCAGAUGAUUCAGAACCACAAGCCAUUCAUAACAGUGAGGAAGCACCAUAACCUUACUGGCGUUCCUUCAGAAUGACAUCAGGAACCAUAAUGACAUUAAGCAGCGGUGAUGGUUCAAGUCAUCCUUAGAUGUUGUUGCUAAGGUAACAACUGCUUAAAGCUACGUACACCCGACCCGUGCCUUGUCGUGUUUGUGGAAUAAGUGCGUAGUCGGGGCACUGUGCUGAUUGGGUAGUUGUUCAUUUUUAUUGAAAUCAGUAAAGUCUGUUAUAAAAGAGAGUUUACCUCAGUUUUUGAGAAAAAGAAUUUAUGAAUGCAAUUUUCCAGGCUAGAGUUUAAAAAAAAAACCAAAAACAGGUUGCGUGCCUUUAACAUCAUAGAAAUUUUACUGAACUUUUACAAAAAUGCUUGUAUCUUGAUUGUAAAGUAGGCAUACUAAUCAUCAUAGCUCAAGACCAGUGGUGAGGUAGGGGGAUGAAACCCUGAGGGUCAGGCCACUUCCUUGCUGGCCACAACAUGAUUGGAAUGAAAAAGAAAAUCUUUUUGGGCAGAAUGUGCUCAAAAACAUCUGAGAAGAGUUAAUUGCCCAGAUUUUCUAGGAGCUAGGGGUCAGCAUCCUGCAGCUACACCCCACACUGAGUCUUUUCACAGAUUCACUCUCCCCUUCAACAACACUUUGCAGUGGCUUUUCCUUGGGCUCUAUGAAGAGUCAGUACAAUGUAAUAUAAUUCCUGAUGAUGACAUAAUUAAUGUUGAAAUAUUGAAUCCCAACACGAUGGCGUGCAUUUCUUGGAGUAUGUAGUAUACUAUCUUUUGAGAUUAAUCAGUGGACCUUUCGGUUUUUGUAACAUAAUAGUUUUAACAUUCAUUUUGCUGUUUGAUGAGAUUGAAAU
Messenger RNA from Anneissia japonica, 1647 nucleotides. Its product is annotated as F-box/WD repeat-containing protein 11-like. NCBI's taxonomy places the organism in Eukaryota, Metazoa, Echinodermata, Crinoidea, Comatulida, Comatulidae. The record is from RefSeq and is a predicted model, not a curated record. The coding region runs from base 1 to 564 and encodes 187 amino acids. Gene Ontology annotation, molecular function: protein binding. The transcript has 5 exons.